Messenger RNA from Dendronephthya gigantea, 4205 nucleotides. RefSeq lists its product as uncharacterized. Gene Ontology annotation, molecular function: protein binding. The coding region runs from base 240 to 3383 and encodes 1047 amino acids. Lineage: Eukaryota; Metazoa; Cnidaria; Anthozoa; Malacalcyonacea; Nephtheidae. The record is from RefSeq and is a predicted model, not a curated record. The transcript is spliced from 7 exons.
AGAUCACUCAGUAUGUUGACAUUUCAUCGACGAUUAACAGAAUGCCUGAACAGAGUGAAAGUGUAGCUGAAAUGUAUCAUUGUCAAGUUAUAUAACCACUUUUCGAGAACAACUCUUUCAGAGAUGCUCCCGGUUAUUAGUUAACAGCGACCGUAAAUCACAAAAGCAAUAUAUAAGCCCUUACCUCCGGGAAGAUUUUGUGGAGUAAUCCUUUCAGAAGACAUUGAAGAGGGGUUAAAAUGUCUGUAAUUUCAUGGGAAAGCGAGGAAAAACGAAACUUUGUUUGCAUGAACUAUAUUAUGGAAAUUUCAAAGAAAGAAUUGAAAAAGGUUUUUAUUCGAGAAUGGAACAGUCGCUAUCAGGGUAAGUUCGGCGCAUGGGAUGCCACAAACAUAAGUGGUAGUCAGUUGUUUCAUCUCGAAAAAGAACGAGCAAGGCCAAAUAAAGACACACUUCAGUCCAAAUUUCUACUUGGAGAUACAAAUCGGUGGGACUUUCCUGUGCUUUUCGAUGCAAUUCUUCAUUCCAACUCAAUUGGUGCUAGUCUUGACCCAACGAUCAAGACUGGAGUUGCAAGUCUCGAAAGCUUAGAAGAGGAAGUUGUACAUAAUUUACCGGGAGUGCUCACUAAUAAAGAGUAUCAAGCUAUGACUACUCACGUCGAAAAUGCAUUUAAAAUCUUGGGCCUUCACACUGAAGAGAUCGAACAAAUCAAAACAAGACGAAGACGCAGCAAUUUUCUUUUAUCUCAAUCCUUUAUUUCCGGUCCUGAGGACCUUGAAAAGCUAAAUUGUGAUAACGAGGACGAAUUUACUCACUUCGACAUCUAUAGAAAUCAAGGAAUUCGAAAAUCUCAACAGAUCAAUGAAGCUGGUGUAGAUAUAUGCGACGAUUAUAAUUGGUGGGUGAAAGCAAUUCAAAAAAUGUUAUUGAAUAGGAAAGAAUUCCAAGCUCUUUCUUACUUGUACAACAGCUUAGGAAAUGCUUGCCAAGAUAAAGGUAAUUACGAUCUUGCCAAAUUUUUUUAUCAGGAAGCACUGAAAUUCGGAAUUAAACAGGUAGGACCAAACCGCACUGCCGUUGCUACUAUUUAUAGCAAUUUGGCAAGUGUGUGUAGUGAUGGAGGAGAUCUAAAACAUGCUGUUAAUUAUUAUCAACAAGCAUUAGACAUUCAGUUACAACAACUAGGAUCGGACCAUAUAACUGUUGCUACUUCCUACAACAACCUGGGUGCGGUAUGUAGGGAUAAUGGUGAUUUCGAGGAUGCUGAAAGUUAUCAUCAAAAAGCUCUGAAAAUUCAAGUAGAGAAAUUAGGACCUAACCAUAUUGACCUGGCCACUUCUUACAACAACCUGGGUAUAGUCUGUAGAGAGAAAGGAUAUUUAGAACUUGCCAGUGAAUGUCAUCGAAGAGCGCUGGGAAUUCAAUUGGAAAACGUAGGACCAUACCAUACUGAUGUUGCAACCUCUUACUACAACCUUGGUAUUGUAUGUAGGAUGAAACAUGACCUGGAAAAUGCUAGUGAUUGCCAUCAACGCGCGCUGGAAAUCCGAUUGAAAAAAUUAGGAGAGAACAAUGUUGAAAUAGCCACUUCCUACAACAACCUGGGCUCGGUGUGUUGUGAUAAAGGUGACCUGGAACAUGCUUAUGAAUAUCAUCAGCGGGCACUGAAAAUAAAAUUAGAACAAUUAGGGCCAUAUCACAUUUCCGUUGCUACUUCUUACAACAAUUUGGGCAAUGUGUGUAGGAAAAAAGGUGAUUUGAAACAAGCUAGUGAUUAUUAUCUAUUGGCGCUGAAUAUUCAAUUAGAACAAUUAGGACCAAACCAUAUUGAUAUUGCUACUUCAUACAACAACCUGGGUAUUGUGUUUCGAGAUAAUGGUGAUCUGACAACAGCCAUUCAUUAUCAUCAACGGGCGCUAUAUAUUCGUCUUGAACAUUUAGGACCGAAUCAUAGCGAGGUUUCCUCCUGUCGGAAAAACCUCGGCGAUAUCUUUCAUGAAAAAGGUGAUCUAAAACAAGCUAAUGAAUAUUAUCAACAAGCGUUGAAACAAAAUUUGGAGCCAGCCUAUAUUGAAUUCACUGGUCCUUACAACAAUCAAGGCUCUCGGGAAAAGUGGUCUUGGGCACAGGUUCUUGACGAGGACUCCAACCUGAAGGAAGAUUACAAAAAUAAACUUCAAAGUUUAGAGUGGUUGGAAAGAUUCAAACUCAUUAAAGAUUACGAAGAAAACUCAAUUGAACAACGUUUGGAAAUCGUUUGCAAGUUCGGCAAUAUACCAAAUAUCAGUGACGUCGUAAAUAUUUUUGGCAAAGACAUCCUUCCCUUCAUCACAUAUGGGGAAGUCUCGAAGACUGAGUUGUUUGAAAAAACCAUAUUUGACACAAAUUACGAAAUGAAAAAUAAAUACGAGAAAGAGUUGUCAAGCUUGUCAUGGGUGAAAGAUUUUGAAAUCGGUUUUGAUGACAAAGAAGAGAAAACGUGGCAAAUAUACAUUACCUACGCCCAUAACGAAGCGCCGUCGAUGGUUGUGUUGAAAAGAAUUUUUGGUGUCCACAUCGCCUCUUUUGUUGACUUUAUCCAAGAAAAGGUCUUUGAAGAAGAGAAGAAAAGCAGCAAGAAAUCGCUCCUUCCAUCUGGCUUUCUUCGGGGACCAAGACCGGGAGAUAAAAUUUAUAAUAAGAAAAAAGAAAAUGGAACUGUAAGUAUUCUUGUUGCCCGAUCGCUUCCCUCUAUAAAACACUACGGAAUAACCGCCUACCAUGUUUGUUACAACAAGAAAUUACCGAAGAACAUCAAUAAAGCACACGAUAAACUAAAAAGAGACUACGAAAAAGGCUCAAAGAGAUGUGUAGGUGCCGUUUCUUUCGUUUGUACAGAAAGAACAACAAGACGCCCAGGCGAGUUUUCUCGUGGUAUAUAUAACGACAGGCAUGACAUUGCUCUUGUCCGACUGGAGGAUGAUAUUAAUUGUGAUGAUGCUGCUGCUCUAUUUGAAGAAGAAGGUAUUGAUAAACCAUUAGCUAGUAAAAAGGAAGUCGUAGAGAAGUUUAAAGAGAUGGGUGGACCUAUUCCUGUGGGAAAAAUUGGUUCAGAGACUAAAGGGCGGAAAGGAGAGCUUUCUACACCGUAUGGCAAGACAUUUGAGAACGGAAUGAACCGUGGUUUCUAUCGAAUUAGAGGAGAGGGUGGCGAAGCCUUUGCUGAAAGCAGUGACUCGGGAUGUUUAGUUUAUAUGAUAUGGAAGGAUGGCAGUAAGAUUCCUUUCGCCUAUGUAAGCAACACCCACGAAGGUGUCCACUACUGUCCUAAUUUGCGAUUCAGUUUAGAAGCAGUACGUUCUGAUGUUAAACCGUGUACAAGUGAAUGUGGCUUUCAAUAAUAUACAAGCUGCAUCAUUAAUUAACGUGCAUCAUGUGCACCAUUCAAAAUCACAUCGAAAUAAUAUAGACUGAUUAUUUUCAAUACUUUCACACAACUCCCAUUUGCAAAUCACAUAAUUAUUUUCCAACAUAUACUUCUGACAAAUAUAUAUAUUUAAAUAUUCACCAUAAUAAGCACAAAAUAAUUUACAUACGGAGAAUUGUAGCAGCAGAAAGAUAGCUAUGUAGCUAUUUCGUAGCAGAAAGCACGAGCUAUCACCCGAAGGCAAGCAAAAAAUGUACGAGCUCUGUCAGUAAUUUUUUUCUUUCUAAUAUUAAAACGUUUGUAUGUAUGUUGUAUGUAUGUAUGCAUGUUUAUUAAAAUAACUAGCCCGAGAGCUGAAUUGCAUAUUUACAAUUUUAAAAAUUUUCAUAAUAAUUUUCAAGUAGUACAAAACUAUUAUUAAAUGUGAUUAUAAGCCCAAUUUAAUCAUCAGGACAUUAUGAACUAAACCUAUAAAUAACGUUACAAAAUAUAUUAAUUGUUUAAAAAGAAGUAUGAAUAUUUUUUAUACAGUUUGACAUUAUAAAGUGCUCCUGUAGCGAUUUGUUUUCCAUUCCGGGAUAACAAAAUGUAACAGACUCUCGUAAAUCGUAUGGAGCGUUAAAUUAGGCAGGCAAUAAUUUAAACAUUAAACAAUUUAAACAUUUAAACAUUGAGAAAGCCCUUUUCUGAACGCGUUCUAGCUCAAGUUUCAAAUACUUCGCAAACCCAUCUAAAAAAACAGGAAUGGCAUAAGUUAAUACUGAUGUAAUGCACGUUGUGUAGAAGAGGAUUAGGU